Melampsora larici-populina 98AG31 is the source of this 900-nucleotide messenger RNA. RefSeq lists its product as uncharacterized. Lineage: Eukaryota; Fungi; Basidiomycota; Pucciniomycetes; Pucciniales; Melampsoraceae. Bases 1 to 900 code for a protein of 299 amino acids. The transcript has 4 exons. The record is from RefSeq and is a predicted model, not a curated record.
AUGAAGCUCCUCCGAAUUCAAUCAACUGUUGCUUAUUUCAAGAAUUGUGCCACGAAGGCCAAAAUUUGGCUCUCCUUCACAACUAGGCGAUUUCACCGCUCUCGUCAGUCUUUUGACCCAUCAUCUGCCACAACUGUAUCACCUGCAGGCGUAUCACUUUCGCCCCCUUCCACUCCUGUCUCGCCUGCUAGCUUCACCUCGCCUGUUAGCUCCACCCCGUCAUCAACUCCAAUCAGCCUCAUGAGUAUUGACAACUCACUGGUCACUCCCCCAUUUGUACCCUAUCACGAACUUUACACUGGCCUUGCCACUCCACUCUUGUUUUCACCAACCUCAAGUACUAUUUUGGCUCCUGACUUGGCCUCGACGGCAAGUGAUACCAGCCCCAUGAGUAUCGAUCCCCCCUCCAUCGGGACUCUUGAAUUCUUCCAGUUUCAUGCCCACUCGACCAUCACAAAUUCGCCCACAUCCAUCCGUCUUUUGCCCACGAGCAUCACGACCAAUGGAAGCUCUCAAAUCACAUCUCUUCCGACAACCCAAAGCAAGGCCGGAAGAAAAAACUGGAUUGAGGUAGCCAGAGAGCUACAUCGCCAAUCUCCCACCCCCACCGCUUCAUCGCACCCAUGCCCAGCACUCGUGACUUCCACCCCUGACGACCUCGCUGUGACCCAGCUUGCUGCUCGAACCCCUCGGCCCUACGCCAACUACCAGCUUCCUAGUUUUGUAGCAAAUCUGUCUCCACCACCUUAUGAAGUCGCUAGGAAGCGUUGCUUGUCUAUGGAUGACGACCUUGUUGUACACCCUUGCAAACGCCGCAAGUCUACACCUUCCAUGAAGAAAUGGCGCCUCUCGCUCUCUAUAGAGGAUGAGCAUACUGGAAGGUCUUAUUUUUUGGGGUAG